Messenger RNA from Austrofundulus limnaeus, 912 nucleotides. Its product is annotated as olfactory receptor 6Y1-like. Gene Ontology annotation, molecular function: G protein-coupled receptor activity; olfactory receptor activity; odorant binding. The transcript has a single exon. Bases 1 to 912 code for a protein of 303 amino acids. The record is from RefSeq and is a predicted model, not a curated record. Gene Ontology annotation, biological process: detection of chemical stimulus involved in sensory perception of smell; G protein-coupled receptor signaling pathway. NCBI's taxonomy places the organism in Eukaryota, Metazoa, Chordata, Actinopteri, Cyprinodontiformes, Rivulidae. Gene Ontology annotation, cellular component: membrane.
AUGGAUAAUGAGGGAAAUAUUUCCUACAUAACUCUGUCUGGGUUUGUGGAACUGAACAAAUACAGGUAUUUGUAUUUUACUAUUAUGAUUGUUGUAUAUAUUUUGAUAAUCUGCAGUAAUUUUGUUAUUGUGUAUCUGAUUGUGUCAAACAAAAGCCUCCAUGAACCCAUGUACAUCUUUAUAGCAGCUUUGUUAUUUAAUUGUGUUCUUUAUAGCAUCACUGUUUACCCAAAGCUUCUGAUUGACUUUUUAUCUGAAAAACAGACUAUAUCAUAUUCAGCUUGUCACUUCCAGUUUUUCAUGUUUUAUACUGUAGGUUGMACAGAGUUCAUGCUGUUAGCAGUCAUGGCUUUUGACAGAUAUGUUUCUAUAUGUAAGCCUCUCAGAUACCAAARUAUUAUGACAAAAACCACAGUGAAUAUAUUUCUGAUUCUAGCCUGGUUCUUUCCUGCUUGUCACAUUACAGUACAGACAAUCCUCAGUACAAAAGCUAAAAUGUGUAACUUAAGGUUAAGAGGAAUACUUUGCAACAAUGUCAUUUAUUCAGCUCAUUGUGUGAAAUCAGGACCAAUUGCUAUUUUUGGGGUUGUUGCUUUACUAAAUACUGUAUAUCUUCCUAUGCUUUUUACAGUUUUUACAUAUGCAAAGAUUAUUGUAAUAUCCUAUAAAAAGUCUAAAACAUUAAGGAAAAAAGCUGCUGAAACCUGCAUACCUCACCUGUUAGUUUUAAUCAGCUACUUUUGUUUGAUGUUAUAUGAUGUGAUUGUAGCUCGACUGGAGUUUGAUUUACCCCAAACUGUUCGCUUUAUAAUGACAUUACAAKUAWUUUUAUAUCAUCCUUUGUUUAAUCCAUUCAUAUAUGGGAUUAAAAUGAAGGAAAUUUCAAAACAUGUUAUUAAAAUGUUUUAUUAA